CCCCCGGGCGCGCUCCCGGCGCUCUCGGCCGCGUUCCUGCAGGUGGCGCUGGUGAGCGGCUCGGUGCGCGCGCUCGGGCUGUGCCUGCCGCCGCUGGGCGGCGCCUUCGGGGCCGGGGCGCGCGCGCAGGCCUGGGUGGGCUCCUGCCCCCUGGCGGCGCUGCAGCUCGGCGGCCCGUUGGCGGCGGCGCUCAGCGCCCGGUUCGGCCCCAGGGGCGUGGCCAUGGCCGGGGGGGCCCUGGCGGGGGCGGGGCUGUUCCUGGGAGCCUUCGCCACCCGCCUGGAGCACCUGUACCUGAGCCUGGGGGGGCUGACAGGCCUGGGCUGGUCCCUGUCCUUCACGCCCGCCCUGGCCACCGUGCCUGGGCUGGUCCCUGUCCUUCACGCCGCCUCGGGCGCCCGUCCCCGCUGGUUCCCCGCGCGCGGGCCUCGCCACCUCCGUCGCCCUCCGGUGCCGCCGCUCGGGCCUGGCCUGGCCCCGCUGCUCCCGCCCGCCCUGGACUCGUACGGCUGGCGCGGGGCGCCUCCUCCUCCCGCCGCCGUCUCCCUGCACCUCGUGGCGCGCGCCGCCUCCUCCGCCCUCCUCCCUCGCACCCCUCCGGAGCCUCCGGAACCUUCCGGAACCCUCCGGCGGCUGCGCGCCGCGGGCCUUCCUGCGCUACGCCGCCGCCCCGCCCUGCUGGAUCUGGGCUACUACGUGCCGUUCGAUACCGCGGCGCCGGCCGCGCUGGAGCUGGGCUGCGACGGGCGCCGCGCCGCCGCGCGUGGUAGCCGCCAUGGCCGCGCUGGACGGGCGCCGGGCGCUUGCGCGCGGGUUGGCUGGCGGAGCGGCCGGGCGGCGGCGCUGCGGCAGCUGGCGGCCUGGGCGGCGCUGGCGGGGGCUGGCGGCCCUGGUGACGCCGCUGGGGACGAAGUUUUCGGGCGCUGCUGGCGCUGGCGGCGGCGCACGGGGCUGCGCGGGGGGCCGUGCGCGCCGCUGCAGUUCGCCGGCGUGGCCCAGGUGGUCGGGGCCCGCGGGGCGGCCAUGGCCAUCGGGGUCAUGCAGAUGGUGGAGAGCGCGGGGUCCCUGCUGGGGGCGCCGCUGGCGGGCUGGCUCCGCGACGUCACCGGCGAUUUCACCGUCUCCUUCCUGGCAGCCGGCGCCUUCCUCCUGGCCUCGAGCCUCCUCAUCCUCACGCUGCCCCCGGCGCCCCCCGAGCCCCCCCCCAGCCCCCCCGAGCCGCUCUAG
This is a messenger RNA of Camarhynchus parvulus, 1227 nucleotides long. RefSeq names its product monocarboxylate transporter 11-like. The transcript is spliced from 5 exons. NCBI's taxonomy places the organism in Eukaryota, Metazoa, Chordata, Aves, Passeriformes, Thraupidae. The record is from RefSeq and is a predicted model, not a curated record. Gene Ontology annotation, molecular function: monocarboxylic acid transmembrane transporter activity. Gene Ontology annotation, biological process: monocarboxylic acid transport. The annotation marks the transcript as partial.